UGGCGCUUAAAUUUAUCAUUAAAUCAACAAAGAAUUUCAUGAAAGAAAAUGUAUUUUUAAAUGUUAUCAAUCUCAUAUGGCGGCAAUUGUUAAACAUUGAUAAAUGAUAUCAAAAGUACGAAAUUUAAAUUUAAUAAAGUUCCUUAAUUCAGAAAUCUGUUACGAUCGUUUUAUAUUUUUAUGCAAUUCUGUGAAUACUUGAGGUCGUUUAACGUAAUAGAUUAAAUUUGGAUUAAUCUAGAUAGUUUGUGGAAGAUAAAAUGAUACAAUAUAUAUCUGCAGUUUUAUGAAAUAAGUAAAACUUUAAAAGAUUUUCAAAAGCAUGUCUCGAAAUCAAAUAACUGUACAUCCAGUUGAUGGGCAUCAAGAAAAAGGAGCAAAGAACAUUUUGGCUCACUUACCGCAUUAUUAUUUGCCAGGCUUAAAUACAUAUUUACUGAGUAAUAUCAAAAACAGCAAUGAAGCUAUUCAGUAUUAUUCUGCGCCUAAUCGUUUCAAUUUACCAAUACCAUGUAUUACAUUUACAGAUAUUGAGCCAAAAAUAAAUGCAGUUUUAGAUAUGAUUAAUUUAAAAAUACAAUGGAAACAUGAAAAUGAAAAAUUAUUAGGAUUAUGCCAAAAAAAAUUAAGUUUUGAUACUUUAAAAACCAUAAAAACAGCUUUAAAUUCAAAAAAUUCAACUGUGUAUUCAAAAAUUCCAUAUGUCUUAACUCGUUUUACAUCAAAUUUGAUGAAAAAUCCUGAUCAAUAUUUUGAUUCUGAAUAUAAUUGGUAUUUUGGCAAUACUAUUGAAAAAUUUCAAAUUGAUGGAAAGUGGGUAUUAGCUUGUGCCAGAGGAGUAAACCUUGAUAUUUUAGAUAUUAUAUUGACUAGUAAUAAUAAAUUUGAAUUAAUUCAAAGUAAGAAAGAUAAACAUUUUAGAGAUUCAAUUUUUGAUAUAAAAUCUUCAAUUUCAAAUGAUUUAAUGAUUCGCCAAAAAACCAAAUUAUUUAUAUUUUGGAAUAAUUCUGAUUCAGAAUCUAUAUUAAAUAAUAAUUCAGUUUAUGAUAACUGUGAUAUUCCGUUUGCUGAUGCUGAUAUGAUUACUAAUAAUUUUUGUACUGCCGAUGUGAAACAUUUUAUUAAAUUAUGGAAAGACGGAAAUUGUAUUCAAAACAAAUAUUUUGACGUGUUAUAUGAUCAAUCAGAUUCUUUUAUACAUUUAAGUUAUUUACAAAAUGAAUCUAAUUUAAUUGGCGUUAUCAAUAGACAACAAUUCUACUUAAUAGAUACUCGGGUUGAUAUAUCUAAACCUUGUUCUAUUUAUGAUCCAACUACUUUUAUAGAACCAUGCGAAGAAUUAACAACAUUAAAAAGUAGUAAUUUAAAUAGUCAUAGUAUUUAUGUAACUUCCAACCAUUCGGUUUUAACAUUUGAUAAUAGAAUGGGAUUUGUAAGUAAAUCAUAUCACAUGCUUUCAAAUCCUCCAUCUCUAAUUAAUAUACAUCGUUAUGAAAACAACUUUGAUUCGUGUGAAAUGUUGUUUUUGGGAAACCAAACAAAUGAAAGUCUUGUUUCUUUACCGUACACUUCAUAUCCAGAUAACUUUUUGUUAUGUCAAAGUAUUGCAUCAUCAAUUCCAAAUUCAUUACAAUCAUUACGCAAUGUUCAACUUCAAGGGCAUUGCUUAAAUCCAAUAUUAUUUGAUCGAUUUUCACGGUGUUUGACUGGUACUACUGUUAUUGGUGAACAUAUUAAAGAUUUAAAAUUAUACAGUAUUAAUUCUGCUGGAGAUUUAUUUGUUCAAAAAAUAAAUGAUAGUACACCAAUAGACGUGACUGAAUUUAAUAAAAAUGUUACAAUAAAACCUCAAACGGUUCCAAAGCUUAACUAUUCAUGUAUAUUUGAUAUGAGUAAUCUUUGGCAAUUAGAACCAUCAGACAUACAUGAAGAAAUUAAUAUUAAAAAGAAUAAUUUUUGGAAUAUGUCAAAAGAAAAAAUGUUAUCUUAUGUAGACCAUUUAGCCCCAAUAAUAUUAUCCCCCUGGGAUAUAGAUGACUUAUCUGAAUGGGAAAAUGAAGAUGACAAUGCUGAUAUUAAUGAUGAUUCUGAUUGUGACUAUACUACUAAAGUGAACUUUUGGUUCAAUAAAAAUGAUACAUUGUUGGGGUCAGCAGAAACUUCAGAGGCAAUUAAUGAUAAUCCACCAAUUAAUAUUUUAUCUCAAGCUUCUACUUCAAAAACUGUUCCUUCAUCAGAAAAUGAUGACGAUUCCAGUUCAGGUUUUACAGUUUCAUUAAAAUCUGAAGACAGUUAGUUAAUAAUCAUCUUAAAUACAUAUGUACCCGUAUUUAAUUUUAAUUAGUGAUGUAACAUUUAAAUUAUAUAUUUGUACAUUAAAAAGAAUAGCUAAUUAAAUUUAUUUAAUGUAAAUUUUUAUCAA
Molecule: messenger RNA, 2422 nt
Organism: Rhopalosiphum maidis (corn leaf aphid)
Lineage: Eukaryota; Metazoa; Arthropoda; Insecta; Hemiptera; Aphididae
Exons: 11
Coding region: 323-2296 (657 amino acids)
Source: RefSeq, a predicted model, not a curated record